AUGUCUGUGACUUUCGCUCAACGGGGUAGACCAACUCCAAAUUCUACUCAAAUUCAGAAGAUGCUCGACGAGAAUAGCCAUCUUAUACAAACUAUUCAAGAAUACCAGAACAAGGGAAAAAUUCAGGAAUGCGUACAGUAUCAGCAAAUCUUGCACAGGAAUUUAGUUUACUUAGCAUCUAUCGCCGAUGCCGGACAGAAUAUACAAGCAUUAUUACCACCACCACAGGGAAUGAGUAAUGGUCCACAACAUCCCAUAAUGGGACCUCAGGGCCCACCAAGUGGUCCAACAGGAACUGCAGGACCAGGGAGUGAAAUACCUCCCAAUACCCAGCAACCAAUGCCAAUGGCUAGUUUCAAUCAAGGUCAAAAUAUGGGACAGGGAGGUUAUCGAAGUGGACCCGUUAUGCCUGGUCAAGGACCUGCUAUCAACCGUCCAGCUGCGGGUCCUGGUCCUCAGCAAUACAGAGCUGGACCCCAGGGCUACCCUCAACAGCCAACACAACAAGCCUAUCACACUCCCUACGCCAAUCAAACCCCAGGCGCCAACUACCAAGGUCCCCAAGGCUCAACUUACACCCCAGGUCAACCUAACCAGUACGGACCUCCCAACGCUUCCCAGCAACAAAGCUAUCCUGCAGCCAAUCAACCCAACUACGGUCCUCCAGCCGCAGUCAACAGCUACGGUCCUCAACCAGGCGGAUAUCCACCUCCCGCGAAUCAACCUCCCGCCGGCUACGGUCCUCCACCUCCAAAUCAGCAAGGCUAUCCUCCACCCAACGCCUCUCAACAAAGCUUCCCACCCGGCGGUCAGCAGCCACAAUCCGGACAGUACGGCAGCCCGAGCCCGCAACCAAACUACCAACAACCACCAUCUCAACCACCUCCUCAAAACGCCUAUGGUACGAAUCAGUCUGGUAACUAUCCUCCUCCUCCCUCACAAGGUUAUCCCAAUAGCGUUCCUCCUCAAUCAUACCCUCCUCCACCCACUUCUAACGCCACCCAACCCCCUCAACCCGGUCCCCAGCAAUCCGGCGGUCCCCAACCUAACUAUGGUAACCAACCUAGUCCAGGUCCUGGCCCGGCGCAAUACGGUCCGACUUCUACAUCGCCUCCCUUCAGCACCACGCCAGUGAGUGGAGCCAACACCUACGCCCAGAGCGGUCAACCCACCAGCACACCAUCUGCCUCCACCCAGACUUAUCCAGCCACUGGUGGACCUCCUCCUCCCUCCCAGGGUGGAAAUUACCCCCCUCCUGGACCAGCACCCUCCGGUUAUCAUCAGCCACCACAUCCGCCUUCACACCAAUCUCCCCAUCCGCCGUCUCAUCCUCCGCAUCAACCUCCACAUCAGAAUCCUCAUCCUUCUCACCAGCCACCGCAUCCUUCUCAUCCGCCUCAUCAGCCUCAACAUCAGCCUCAUCAACAACCUCAACAAGGCCAGCAGCCUUCUCAAACGCCUCCUCAGCCUCAGCAACAGCAAUCGCCCAGUCCUGCUCCAAGUGGUUUCCAACCUCCCUCGGGUCCACCCCAAGGACAGGCUCCUCCACCAGGUCCCCCUCAGCCUCAGAGUGGAUAUGGACCUCCGCAAUCGCAUCCCGCGACGACGCAAACUUUCGUUCCACCAAGUCCAUCUGGACAGCCUCAGGUCUAUUCGCCGCAUCCUUCGCAAGGUGGACAACAUUACGGACAUCCGCAGUACCCGCCGCAGAAUUACCCACCGCCACCUGGUGGCCAAGGCUAUCCGCAGUAUCCUCCGAGGCCGCCUGGUAGUCAUAUGCCUCCACCGGGUCCUCAGGGACCACCACCGCCGAAUCAGUAUGGAUACGGGUAUCAACCUCCUCCUCAGUAAGGAGAUUCGAGAUUUUGAGGAUAUUGACGAGGGGUGCUGGGUGUUUUGGAUUAUGGAAGAACCUCUCUGGAUUGAUGGGUUCUUUAAAAAGUCUGGGAUUUGUUUCCAAGUCAGGA
Messenger RNA from Belonocnema kinseyi, 1967 nucleotides. RefSeq names its product basic salivary proline-rich protein 1. Lineage: Eukaryota; Metazoa; Arthropoda; Insecta; Hymenoptera; Cynipidae. The transcript has 5 exons. Bases 1 to 1851 code for a protein of 616 amino acids. The record is from RefSeq and is a predicted model, not a curated record.